UGUGGCAGGGACCAUGUCUUGUCUCGCUGGAAGCCAUGCAGGGAAGUUCCUGGCAUGCGACACAAGGAUGCUUUCUGGGUGACGCUCCUGCUUCUUUACUUCCAAGCCGAAUCCUCUGCCCUGCAACUGAAUGGUGUUCUGGGUGAAUCCGUCACUUUCCAGAUCAACGAAUCAAAACCAUUUGCAACCAUUUCCUGGAGGACGGAGAAAAAUGGCAGAUUCAGGACCCUCGCUGUGGUGGCCCCAGGGAAGCCCUGCAAGCUUUUCAUACCCCUCGCAGCACUUAAGGACCGCCUGAACUCCACCAGGGACUGCCGGAACCUGCAGCUCAGCCGUCUAGGCCGAGAGGACAUUAACAGAUAUACGGCGAACAUCAUUUUAACAACAACUUCGGAGUCAGUGGAGGAGCACUUUGACCUGAAAGUUUAUAAACGCUUAAAGCGCAAGGACCUGUCCAUCAAGUGCACAAUCGAUAGAGGUCGGAGAAAAUUGUUGCAGUUGAACUGCUCGGUGAAGCGAUGGAAGGACCAGCUGGACCUGCAAUGGUUUGUGGCAGACGAGAUCGUCUCUCAGGUCACCCGUGAAAAUGUGCUUACCAUCAAUUACACCAACCGAGAGAUCUUUGACCAGGAGGUCAGCUGCAAGGCAAAAAACCCCGUUAGCCAGGUAUCCAAAACUAUGACACUCAGAGAAGCGUGUCCAAGACACCAGAGAUACGUGAAAGUAACGGAGAUGAUGUCUGGAUUCAUCUCUGCUGGUCUUUCUAUGCUUACUGGCAUCGUUAUUGCGUUCAUCAUAUUGCUGGGCAAAUGCCUGGCCAGGCCUCAGCGGAUUCCAGGCCCCCCUUUGCCCAUCACUUCCCAAGCAGCCUGGCCGAACGCACAAAACCCUCCUGCUCCACUGCAGCGGCCACCUGGAUGGGAGAGAUGAGCCCAAAGAGCUGCGAGGAGGGGGCUUCCCAUAUGAACAAAGUAAUAAACAUUCACAUAGCUUCUUCCAAGGAUGCCACAUCCCCUGGUGUCCUAACUCUGGUUUUUCUUUUCUGAAACAGAGCUUGUUCUUUCUAUAAGCUAG
Messenger RNA from Crotalus tigris (Tiger rattlesnake), 1074 nucleotides. RefSeq names its product SLAM family member 5-like. Bases 55 to 930 code for a protein of 291 amino acids. The transcript has 4 exons. The record is from RefSeq and is a predicted model, not a curated record. Gene Ontology annotation, biological process: T cell activation. Gene Ontology annotation, cellular component: external side of plasma membrane. NCBI's taxonomy places the organism in Eukaryota, Metazoa, Chordata, Lepidosauria, Squamata, Viperidae.